Glossina fuscipes is the source of this 825-nucleotide messenger RNA. RefSeq lists its product as uncharacterized. The record is from RefSeq and is a predicted model, not a curated record. Bases 325 to 825 code for a protein of 166 amino acids. Lineage: Eukaryota; Metazoa; Arthropoda; Insecta; Diptera; Glossinidae. The transcript has 5 exons.
CAGUAUUAAAUUCUGAAUCGAACUAGACAUAUUAAUUCGCAGGAAUUAUGAUUCGAAAAUGAAAUUCACAACUUUUAAAGUUUCAAUGCGAAGUUAUUUCAUCUUCUUCUUUAGGCUUACUUGUAUAACUAUUUUGUCAUUUUCCGACUUGGACAGCAGAUCGUGAGGGUUUUGCAUAAUUGUCGUAAAUAAAUAUAAAUGUGGAAUUUGGACACUAACUAAACAAAAGUGGCUAAAGUGGUAAUACUGGAUUCAUUGAACAUCCUGUUGGUAAAUAUAUAAGUAGAAGAGAACAUAGCGGGAAUAAACUUUUGUGAUUUAUACAUGAUAAACAUGGAUGUGCUGGUAUUGACGGAUACCGAAUCAGAAACUAGUGUGGAGCAGCUCGAAAGCAAAUCUGUUAAAACCUACAGUUUCUUCCAAGUUGAAGCAAACGAUUGUUUAAAGGAUAAUAUAGAUGAAGAUUCGAAGUACAAAGAUUAUGAAGUUCGUUUCCAAGCUGAGAUACAACAAUGGAAAGCGUUAUAUUUUGAAGCAUACGAACACAUGAAAAGAUCGCAAGAAAGCAAUCUAAUAAUAGAUAGGAAUAUUUUAUCUGCUGAUCAACUGGUGUAUUUGCAAAAUGCCCCUUCUCCGCAAGUCUUCGUCCGGGAUGCCUUGGAUUUCCGCAGAAAAUUUUACUUGUUUAGGGAGACGAAAUAUGCCGAAAUUAGGGAUAUGCUGGACAAUCUUAGAGAUUUAUGUGAACAACGGCUAAGUUUGAUCAUGGCCAAUGAAAUUUCCGAUAAUUUUGCCAAUACUAAAAAAAACGAAAUAGUAAGCUGA